GACAUUUUAAGAAUAAAUAAACGUUGAGCAAUGGCCAAGGUGAUGACAAAACUCACGAGAGUGGAGUGUUGGGUUACCAUGGUUACAGUGGUUCAUCAUUCCUGUGUACGAGAAGGAAGUCGCCUGCCUGAACUCAAACUCAACUCGUUCGCUUAAACGUCUUUUGUCAGUAUAACCAGGUACAAAUUAUGGAGUACCUGCGAAAAGUUGUUUUGGAUCAGUAGAUAUACGUUACAUGUAGUCAGCCACCCAUAAAUGUGUGGGGUUCUAAAAUCUUAUGUUGGUGACAUGACCAUCGUACACACAUUAUGUUCUUACCGCAUGCGGCUGAAAUUAUGUAUAAAUAUUUAAAGGAGAACUCUGGAACAGCUGGAUAAUGGCUCUCGGUACAUCUGCAGAAAACUGAACUGUAAGUUUUAUGCCAUUUUAACAGACGAACAUAAAAGACGGAGCAUUGCCAAUAUACAAAUAGAUGAGCGCUAAACCAAUCACAGUCCAGUAUGCAAAUACGACACAAUCGUCGGUUGAUUUGAAAUGUCGGUUUGUAUUUGAAGGGUAAUUGACAAGGGGACACAAAAAUUGAAAUUUUUUUUAACAUAAGGCUGGAACAAUGGAAGAUGCAUGGAGAUUAAUGAAAAUAAAUGAGGAAUUUUAUAUUAUAGGCUUUAAUUAGAUGUGUUGAACUUGAUGCUGUACUGCGCAGACCGAUCGGAGUAUGACAUCACGAAUCUCUCUCGCGGUACAUUGAUGUCAUACGUUGAUCGAUCUGCGCAGCGCUGUAGGAAGUCGAACACAUCUUGGCUACAGUAUAAUGAAACUCUCAACUUGAGAAUGACGGCAAAUGCUACACCACCACCUGCAGGUAUCUGUUCGUCGGCUGAAAGUGAAAAGGACAUCUACAUUACUCAGUUGAUACACCGUCUUGAAACUCUCCACAUGUCUACAGUAGUAAGCACACAACAGGUGUCUUUACAAGCCAGCAUUCCUAAUGCCCAGGAACAGGAACCAACCACCUGUUGCAGCCAAACAAAAUCAUCUGAGGUUGUCAAGCAACUUAAUACAACCCAGUUAAGGAUGCUUUCGCAUAGAUGGCACAGCCUUGGUCUUCAGCCUCCAAUCCUCCGGAGCAAACAAGAACAAGUAUCUGACCAUCAUAAAUCUGCAGCUGAAACCAGACCACCACAGGAAAACAUACAGGUCACCCAUGUUAUGUCUUCUUCAAGGGAUGAAAGUACAGAUGAGACAAAGGGAAUGAGCGAUUCACAUUCCAGCAGUUCAGACACCUGCAACCGUGGACUUCUCGAUGGUAAUGUAAUCGAGCAGUGCUCUUUAAAUAACUCUAACCGGAUGUCAGUUGAGUGUGAAGACAGUGACCUCUCCGACCAAGAGAAAGACAAUAUUCCUCUCUCAAAGUGGACAACUCCCGUCGAACUGGACCUGAGGCCAGACUCAUCAGAAUUAACAGAGACUGGAGAAGAAAAGCAAGUUUACCCUGAGGUUCUCCCAGUUUUAUUAGAGAGUCAGCAAAAGCUGCAUGUAAGCGACCCUUGUUUUACAGCUAUGGUGGCACGCUUGCUAGAGCUGGAGAAACUUCAGGCUGCAACUAUACAAAGGGAGCAAGCAAAAGCAGUCAGAUCACGCCCGACAACUGCCAUAAUACAAAAUGCCAAUCGUCCGAGACAGAUGGAAAGCCCAUCCAAUCAGAGCAUCAGCUUUGUGUUAGAGCUAAACAUGCCUUUAGGAGUGACCUUGAAGAUGUCUUGUUCCAUUGAAAGCGGAGGACGGCAGGAGGCUGUGUCUCCAUUGGCCAGAGAUUAUACUCGAACACAAAGAACAAUGGGAAAAACAGCACAAACAGCAGUUAGUGUUGAUAAAGUCACCCGUUAUAAGACGCAGUAUCAUUACGAAUAA
Molecule: messenger RNA, 1911 nt
Organism: Paramisgurnus dabryanus
Lineage: Eukaryota; Metazoa; Chordata; Actinopteri; Cypriniformes; Cobitidae
Source: RefSeq, a predicted model, not a curated record